Molecule: messenger RNA, 4488 nt
Organism: Saprolegnia parasitica CBS 223.65
Lineage: Eukaryota; Oomycota; Saprolegniomycetes; Saprolegniales; Saprolegniaceae
Exons: 1
Coding region: 1-4488 (1495 amino acids)
Biological process (GO): vesicle transport along actin filament; actin filament organization
Cellular component (GO): myosin complex; cytoplasm; actin cytoskeleton
Molecular function (GO): microfilament motor activity; phosphatidylinositol binding; actin filament binding
Source: RefSeq, a predicted model, not a curated record
AUGGCGCAUAUCAAGCCGGCGGCAGCGCUUCCAAGCCAUGAGCGCUUCCAGGCGCGGGCGCCCACGGACAUGAGCAACCUCUCCAUCAACCAGCGCUUGGUCAUGGAGAACAAGAAGCGGUCGGCCGCGCUCCGGCGCCGCAACACGAUCGAGGUCGAGAAGAUGCUCUCGGCGGCGCCGGUCGAGGUCGGCGCGCAGAUCUGGCUGCCGGACCCGGAGACUGUCUGGCGCAUCGUCGAGAUCGUCAAGUACCACGAGGAAGAGAAGGGCAUGAUCCUCACGGUCGUCGGGCCGCGCGGCCAGGAGACGGUCGACAUGCGCGACAUUGGCGACCUCUACCGCGUCAACCCGCGCGUCGUGGACGACAUGACGUCGCUCUACUACAUCCACGAAGCGGGCAUCCUCGAGAACCUCAACGUGCGCAGUCGCCUCGACAACCAGCGCCCGUACACGUUCAUGGCCAACGUGCUCAUCGCGGUCAACCCGCUCCGGAAGGUCGUCGAGCCCCACAUCAAGGACUACGUCAAGACGCAGAUGGGCGACCGCCCGCCGCAUCCGUACGCUGUCGCCGAGGUUGCGUUCCAGCAAAUGUCGCUGCGGUCGCCGUCGCAGUGCCAGUCGAUUGUCAUCUCGGGCGAGUCGGGCGCGGGGAAGACCGAGACGUCCAAGAUUGUACUGCGCUACAUCACGACGCGCGAGCACAUUCUGAGCUCGGACGUGGCGCCAAUCUCGACCUCGAAGCUCUCGUCGCAGGAGCUCGACCGCCGGCUCUGGGACACGAACCCGAUUCUCGAGGCCUUUGGCAACGCCAAGACGCUCCGCAACCACAACUCGUCGCGCUUUGGUAAGUUCAUGAAGCUCCAGUUCUCCGAGGUCGCGGGCAACCGGCUGCACCUCAUGGGCGCCUUCAUCGAGACGUACCUCCUCGAGAAGUUCCGCGUCGUCGCGCAGAUCCCGCACGAGCGCAACUUUCACAUCUUUUACUUUCUCCUUGCCGGCGCGUCCGACGAGCUCUCGGCCAAGCUCUCGCUCGGAAGCCCGAAAGACUUUUUCUACCUCAACCAGAGCGGCUGCGUGAGCGACCCCAACAUUGACGACGAGCUCCUCUUUGACGACGUCUGCAGCGCGCUCAAGACGGUGGGCGUCGACGCGGACAAGCAGCUCUCGGUCUGGACGCUCCUUGCGGGCAUCUUGCACCUCGGCAACGUCGUGCUCGUCAACCGCGAGACGUCCGAGGGCGACUGCGCCGAGGUCUCGUCCAACACGACGCCGGCGCUCGCGACGUGCGCGAUGCACCUGGGCGUCGACGGCGCGCACCUCGAGCGCGUCAUCACGCAGCGCGAGAUCGAGACGCGCGGCGAGAAGUUUGUCAUCAAGCGCAACGCCAAGGAGGGUAGUUAUGUGCGUGACGCGAUCGUCAAGUCGAUCUACCAGCACCUCUUCGACUGGAUCGUCCAGCACAUCAACGUGGCGCUCGGACACGGGCCGCCGGAGCUGCCGUUCAUUGGCGUCCUCGAUAUCUUUGGGUUCGAGUCGUUCGCCGUCAACGAUUUCGAGCAGCUUUUGAUCAACUACGCCAACGAAGCGCUCCAAGCGACCUUCAACCAGCAGGUUUUUAUCGCCGAGCAAGAGCUGUUUCUGCACGAAGGCAUUGACGUCGGCAAGAUCCAGUGGCCCGACAACCGCGACUGCAUCGACUUGAUUGCGGCCAAGCCCAACGGCAUUCUCGCGCUCCUCGACGCCGAGGCGCGGACGCAGAAGCCGUCGGACGACAAGUGGAACGCGACCUUGCACAAGACGCACGCGGGCCACGCGCACUUUCUUGCGCCGCACGAGAAGGACAAGAAGUUUGUGUUUCUCAUCAAGCACUUUGCGACGAUGGUGCCGUACACGAUCGGCAACUUCAUCGACAAGAACAACGACACGAUUCCGAAGGACCUCGAAGACCUCGUGCUUUCGUCGACGUCGGCGCUCAUGGCCCAGAUCUACAAGGACGGCGCCGACCUCUCGGCCGGCUCGUCGCUCAAGAAGCCGAGCGUCUCCAACAAGUUUUGCGACCAAAUGCACGCGCUCGUCGAUACGCUCAACGCGACGCGCUGCAACUUUAUCCGGUGCGUCAAGCCCAACCCGACGAUGGCGCUCGGCGUCUUUGACAAUGGCUACGUCGUCGACCAGCUCCGCUGCACGGGCAUGCUCGCGACGUGCGAGCUUCUCAAGGUCGGCUUGCCGACGCGUGUCUCGUACGAUGAGAUUUGCCGCAUCUACAAGCCCGUCUUGCCGCCCAACGUGACGCCCAUGUUUGCGUGCUACAACGAACGCACGUUCACGGAAGCCGUGCUCUGGGCCUUCCGCGUCGACAAUGACGCGUACCGUCUCGGGCGCACGCGCGUGUUUUUCAAGACGGGCAAGAUCGCGCUCCUCGACGCGCUCCUCAAGGUCGACAUGAAGAAGAUGGGCCCGUGGAUCGUCGCGCGCCUCAAGAAGUGGCUCGCGCGUCGCCGCUGGCGCUACGCGACCGCCAAGAUCCUCGCCCAGCGCGCGUUCCUCUGGCUCCUCGAGCAGACGCGCAAGCGCAAGGCGGCGAUCCUCAAGAUGCAGUCGAUCGUGCGCAUGUACAAUGUGCGCAAGCAGUUUCUGCAGAGCCGCACGCGCCACCGCGAGGCGGCGAAGCGCAAGCUCGCGGCGCAGCACCGCUGGAAGAUUGCGAUCGCGCACGUCCGUGGCCGCGUCGCGUUCAUCGAGCUCUUUGCCAACUCGCGCGCCAAGCUCGCGGCGCAGCAAGCUCGCAUUAACCGCGCGGCCGUCGUGCUCCAGUCCAUUGCGCGCGGAAAGCUCGCGCGGCGCGAAGCCGACCGCCUCCGCCGCCUGGCCCAAGACGCGGCGAUGCGCGCGCGCCUCGCCCAGGAAGCCCGCGCCCGCGCCGAAGAGUCCAAGAAGACGGCCAAGAAGCGCUGGCAUGCGGCGUUUUACACGAUCAUGGCCCAGCGCCACUUUGUGCAGCGCCUCGUCAAGAUCCGCAACGCCCGGAUGGCGGCCGAGAAGGCGCAAGCCCGCCAGCGCGAAGAGAUGGAGGCCCGCCGCCAGGUGGAGGCCGCCGAACACGCGCGCAUGGCGUACCUCCAGUCGCAGUCGGCGCUCAAGAUCCAGGCGGCGUACCGCGGCAAGGUCGGCCGCGACGAAGCCCGGCGUGUGGCUGCGGUCGUCUACGCCCAGCGCGCGGCCGAAGCCGCGGUUCUCGCUGCCGACGAAGCCGCGCGGGCGGCCGAGAUUGCGUCCGAAGCGCACCAGGCCGAAGCCGCCGCGCUCCGCAAGCUUGAUUCGCUCGAGGCGACGCGCCAUGCGACGAUGGGGUCGGUCGGUCUCGCGAGCGCCGGCGUCAUGGGCACGGCGGGUGUCCACGGAGUCGCGGGCGAGGCCUCGGCCAUGGGCGCGAUGGGCUCACAGGGCGUCGCCGGUGCCGUCAUGGGCCACCAAGAGAGCUUGCACGAGCCCGAUCUGAGCUGGAUGCCGCAGGACGCGCCGAUCGUGUCGGAAACGACGGUUGGCGAUGCGAUGCGCGCCGAGCAGCUCGCGCAGGCUGGUCGCGAUCUCUUUGGCGAGGAAGGCGCCGAGGUCGUCGGGCCGCUCGAGAGUGCCGAAGACGACAACAUGCGCAACCCGGUCGAGCGCUUCCAGGAGUUCCCGACGGGCCCGCCGAUCCCGUACAAGGGCGGUAUCUUUACGUGCACGCUCCUCGGCCACCGCAAGCUCCAGGACGAAAACUGGGGCGACGAGUACACGGAGUAUGUGCUCCGCGUCACGUGGGGGCGCGACAUCCUCGAGCAGUCCAAGACGGCGUGGCUCGUCGGCGGCCGCUACAACGACUUCAACUCGCUGCACCAAGAGCUCAAGGCCGCGGCGUCGGGGAAGCGGGGCAAGCGCGCGCCGUGGUUCCCGCGCUUUCCGAAGCGCCACCCGUUCUCGUCGUUGAUUGGGAAGAACCAAGAAGAAAAGUUCAUCAUCAAGCGCGAGAAGGAGUUGAACCGGUACAUGACGCAAGUGCUCACGCAGAUGCCGGACGCGCUCUUGAACGUGCACAUGGACCGCUUCCUCCAGCUCACGCUGCGCACGUCCGACAUUUGCGAGCGCGAAGCGUUUGCCGAAGCCCGCAAGGCGUGGGAAGAGGAGGAGCGCCAAGCGAUCGCGAACGCUGCGGACGCCGAGCCGCUCAACGACGCCGAGCUGCACGAAGUCGAGCAGCUCGUGCACGAGCUCCUGGAGAAGGUCAUGUACAGCCAAGGCGACAUCCGCAACGACAAUGGGCUGCAAGAGAUGAUCCACGCGGUCAAGGUGCUCCAGCCGCGCGUGACGGCGUCGGCGCAGAUCGGCGCGGGCGUCAACAUGGAGCUCGUGCCGCUCGCGAUGCAGCUCCAGGACGACAUCCAAGACGCGUUCAGCCAGUACAACGACACGCUCUUGGCGCUGCGACUCGACCAAGACUUUCACUAA